Messenger RNA from Rhagoletis zephyria (snowberry fruit fly), 1343 nucleotides. Its product is annotated as UPF0692 protein CG33108. NCBI's taxonomy places the organism in Eukaryota, Metazoa, Arthropoda, Insecta, Diptera, Tephritidae. The record is from RefSeq and is a predicted model, not a curated record.
AAGUCGCUUAAAAUCUAUUUGCUUGCGUGUUUGAAUUGAGACAAAUGUAGACCGUGGGAAAAGUGUGUAAUCAGCGGAGCGCGACUAGUAGCGUAUUUAUUUAAGGUUCGGUUCAAAUGUGGCAGUUCUAAAAAUAAACUGCUCCCGUUUAACAAGAUAUUGUGCUCGUAAGCAAGUGUGAUAAGCCCCGGCACUCCUAUUAUAUAAUAAUAAAAAGUUAAAUAUUUACACACAAAAUAAAUGUCGCACGCCCUGCCUGCUAAUCCGCCGCAGCCAACACUUAAUCAAGCAACUGCCCAGAAAUAUCUACCCACGCGUCAUAACCAACAAUCUCAGCAGCAAUUGCCAACAUGUACCUGGGCACUGAAGUACCCAGAAUUGCAGAAAGCCUGUUUUUUGGCACGCAUAUGUGAGGAGAGGCCUCCUCUCCACUGUCAGCUGCGCAAUGUAUCUGUUAUCCUACAAGAGGGGCCCACCUGUGGGCUCACUGCACUAAGCAUGCUUGUGGGUGGGACUCCUACAGCACACGAACUCUUGCAGGUGGCAAGGGAGCUCCAAUAUACCAACAAUGGCGAGAUGUUUAGUGCACAAAACUUAUUCAAACUUAUAUGUGAUACUCUUGAAUCGGCAAAUUUCACGGCGGCCUACGCGAUAAAUACAUUAAAAGAAAGCAAGAAUGGUACGUCGACAGCGAAAACGAUUGCCAAGGAAUGCAAGAAUGUGUUGGCGGCAGCGGAAUGUGAAUUGCAUCAAGGUCGACUCGACUGUGCCAAGGUCAGAGCAGCACUAGAAGCAGGCGCUUGUGUUUUUGUUCCCUACGAUCCUGACUACAACCAUUCACCUUGUCUCAAACAUGGACACAAAGCACAUUGGGCGCUAAUUGUUGGCUACUUAAUAACUGAUACAAAAGAGUUUUAUGUGUUGGCGCGCCAUGGAAAAGCAAGAAAUAUCGCGGUAUGGUCGUUGGCUGCUCUCAGUGACAGUAAUGCAAACCUCAAAGAGUUCGAACAGCCGAAAGGAUAUCCCGAUUGUGAUUUUCUGCUACCACCUGGUGGUAUCGGAGGCGAUUUAGGUUUAAGAGAACGUGCCAUAGUUGUGAAUAAGUUGCCGCAAGAGAAUGUAUAUACAAUACAAUCUAACUAAUGUUAAAUUUCGGCCAUAUUUUCGGUAACGGGCGUAAGCCCCUAACACACAUAUAUGUAUGUAUGGGGAUACUUUUUUUACAUGCAAAUUUUUUCUCUUGUAAAGAAAUUAAUGAAAAUAAAACGGUGAAUUUAUUGUGAUGAUAAUGUAUACAUAAAAAAACUUCCCAAUAUCCUUCUGUUAUAAUACCCGUUCUCAAG